GACUGUCCUUCUCUGCGCCGAUUGUUUUUCUUUGGAUUCUAUCUGCUUGUGCAGUUAACAAAAAAAAUCUGCACGAAAACAACAAGAACAAAACAUUAUUAUUUGGUUGAUUUCUUUCCGUUAUGAGCUCGUGGCUCGCUGCAGCGCACUCGUCGGGACUGUUUCGGUGAAUGCUUGUGGUUCGGUGAAGAUGGGUCUCAGAAGGACCGUGCUCCUGUGCUUCUUGUGCUCGCUGAUGCUGGUUCUUCACGCCAGCCGCAGGAGACACGCGCGCUGCCCCGCUUCGUGCACGUGCAGCAAAGAUAACGCCUUGUGUGCCAAUACCGGAUCAAUCCCGAGGAGCUUCCCGCCCGAUGUCAUCUCACUAUCGUUCGUCAAGUCCGGCUUUAAUGAAAUCCCUAAAGAGAGUUUUAUUCACACGCCAGCCCUCCAUCUUUUACUUUUCACAGCAAACAACUUUGAUUCUAUAAAUGAAGAUGCGUUUCUUGGUCUUCCUCAUCUGGAGUAUCUUUUCAUUGAAAAUAACCAAAUCAAGUCCAUAUCGCCAUUCGCCUUCAGAGGACUGAAGUCUUUAAUACAUUUAAGUUUGGCGUACAAUAAUUUGGAGACACUACCAAAAGAUCUUUUCAAAGGGAUGGAAGCUUUGACUAAAGUGGAUCUGAGAGGAAAUCUUUUCAGCUGUGACUGUAAGCUAAAGUGGUUAGUCGACUGGAUGUUUCAUACAAAUGCAACUGUGGAUCAGAUCUUCUGCAAUGGCCCUGAAGCUUACCAGGGCAAGAAGAUCAAUGACCUUGUAGCACAGUCAUUUGAUUGCAUCACAACAGAUUUUUCGUUGUUGAAGUCUCUUGAUUUUCAGUCCAUUUCAGUCGAGGCUUUUGUGUUCGGUGGUGACCAGUUUGUCGUAUUCGCCCAGCCUUUCAUUGGCAGGUGCAGCUUCAUGGAAUGGGAUCACGUGCAAAUGGAGUUCAGGAACUUUGAUAAUAUCACAAGCACUUCCACUGUCAUCUGCAAACCUCUAGUCAUUGAUAGUCAACUCUUCAUUAUAGUCGCCCAGCUGUUCGGCGGCUCGCACAUCUUCAAGCGAGAUGUCUCUGCAAACAAAUUCAUCAAAAUCCAAGACAUCGACAUUCUGAAAGUCCGAAAGCCAAAUGACGUGGAAAUCUUCCACGUCGACGAAGAGUCUUUCUUCAUCAUAGCCGACAGCUCCAAAGCCGGCUCGACAACUAUUUAUAAGUGGAAUGGCAACGGCUUCUACUCCCAUCAGUCUUUGCACCCCUGGCACCGCGACACAGAUGUGGAGUAUCUAGAGAUUUCUGGGAAGCCUCAUCUGAUCUUGUCCAGCAGCUCUCAAAGGCCGGUCGUUUACCAGUGGAGCAAGAGCACUAAGCAGUUUGACCGGCGUACGGAUAUCCCAGAGAUGGAGGACGUGUACGCGGUCAAACACUUCACCGUGAAGAGCGAGCUCUACAUAUGUCUGACCCGCUUCAUUGGCGACUCCAAGGUGAUGAAAUGGGACGGUAGCAUGUUCACUGAGAUCCAGACCAUGGCCUCUCGUGGCUCCAUGGUCUUCCAGCCGUUCUCGAUAGCCAACUGGCAGUACGCCAUCCUGGGCAGCGACUAUGCCUUUACUCGGGUCUAUCGCUGGGAUGCAAAGAAAAGACAGUUCAUUCACUUCCAAGAGCUGAACAUUCAGGCACCCAGGGCUUUUUCUCUGGUGUUUAUUGACAACAGGGAGUUCCUCCUUGGUUCUAGUUUUAAGGGGCAAACACGUAUAUAUGAACACCUGGUCCUUGACUUGAGUAGCUGAGUUGCUUCAUUGGGACAUUUGAGGACACUGAUAAAUGAGUGUCUCGAUGGAUCUCGUGAAGAACCUUGUCCGAAACACGUCCAGGUCAUGUUUCAAUCUAAAAUCCACAGAAAUAA
Molecule: messenger RNA, 1923 nt
Organism: Carassius carassius (crucian carp)
Lineage: Eukaryota; Metazoa; Chordata; Actinopteri; Cypriniformes; Cyprinidae
Product: leucine-rich glioma-inactivated protein 1-like
Exons: 8
Coding region: 191-1807 (538 amino acids)
Biological process (GO): myelination
Molecular function (GO): protein binding
Source: RefSeq, a predicted model, not a curated record